Trichoderma citrinoviride is the source of this 945-nucleotide messenger RNA. RefSeq lists its product as hypothetical. Bases 1 to 945 code for a protein of 314 amino acids. NCBI's taxonomy places the organism in Eukaryota, Fungi, Ascomycota, Sordariomycetes, Hypocreales, Hypocreaceae. The record is from RefSeq and is a predicted model, not a curated record. The transcript is spliced from 3 exons.
AUGAAGCAAAACAACAUCAUACGGACGGCGAGCUCUAGACGCAAGGAGCAGCACUCAAGCGUACAGUUUCUUAAUUUGACAAAUCCCCACGACGCUACCAGUUCGGAAGCACUCGCUGUGAUCCGAUCCCACGUAGCAAAAAACACGCAUGGCCGCAAGCAACAAAGUCGCCGUGCCCGUUUGGAGAUCCGUCAAUACUUUCCAAUUCAAUCGAGCCAGGUUAGCGAUCGACUGCCGCAAGGAACACUACAAACACAGACCGAAGAACCCAGUCAUGCAAGUGUUGCACGGCAGCAGCAAAAUCGCGAAGACGCUCAAAUAAUCGAACGGAGGAUAUGGAUUCCCAAUCCACUGACCUCCGUGACAUCUACCAGGAAGAACCCCUUCCAGACCUCUGUUACUAUCAUUUCAGACUCGGAGAAUGCUCUGGUAGAUCAUUACAUCACCUUCGUCAUAGACCACGGAUAUACUGAUUGCAUGCAUUCCGAGACUGAGCAAGCCCUUCUCCAGAGGGUCCGGUCACAGUUCGUACCAUGGUCACUUACAGAACGAGGCCUAUUAGCGGGUCUCUUUAUGGCAGCAUGCCGAAGUCUGUUGACUUUGCAUCCCGAAAACGACGCAUACCGAGUUUCAUUGCUCAAAUAUAAGAGCGAAUGCUUCGAAAUACUCCGCGCCUCACUGUCGACUCCGGAAAAGUGUAUCAGUGACCAUACCAUUGCUUUGGCCUUGGUGUUGGCGACGGAAGAGGCAAAUGCUGGGCAGUUCCUCUGUGGGAACGUGGAGUACCGGCUGCAUGGGGAAGCAGUUAUAAAAAUGGUCCGUAUGAGAGGUGGGAUCAAAGAGUUUGGCACAGACGGGAUAUUGGGCCAUCUCUUGGCCAGGUCGGUCUACAAUCCAGCCUUUCAAUAUGUUCAAGGUCCCGACGCGGGAGAGGUAGCGGUAUAG